Messenger RNA from Geodia barretti, 948 nucleotides. Lineage: Eukaryota; Metazoa; Porifera; Demospongiae; Tetractinellida; Geodiidae. The record is from the annotation of a GenBank genome assembly.
AUGAAUGAAGGUCACGCUGCGUUCCUCACAAUUGAACGCAUCCGACAGCUCAUGCUGGAGACAGGAAUCCGUUUUGAAGAAGCCUGCGAAGCUACGAAAUCAGGAAACAUCUUCACAACGCACACACCGGUCCCUGCCGGUAUUGACUGGUUCCCGCCUGAGUUGGUGAAUCACUACUUCAGUGGUUACUAUGGGGAACUCGGGGUUUCUGCUGAUACUUUCCUGGGUCUUGGCAGAGCAAAUCCGACCAAUACACACAGCGAAUUCAGUCCCGCGCUCCUCGCGUUCCGACUCUCAGCAAUGAGCAACGGCGUGAGCCAAUUACACGGUCAUGUCUCCCGUGAGAUGUGGAAGGACCUCUGGCCCGGGACACCCGUGCAUGAAGUACCUAUUAGCGCGAUUACAAAUGGGAUCCAUACCCGUUCUUGGGUCUCCGGUGAUAUGCAGAGCCUCUUUGACAGGUACCUGGGUCCUCGCUGGAUCGUUGAACUUACAAACCAAGCAGUUUGGACACAGAUCUCGCAGAUUCCGGAUCCUGAGUUGUGGCGAACACACGAACGCCGACGCGAACGUCUUAUUACAUUCGCGCGCCAGCGACAAGAGCAGAAACACGCCCUCGGAAGUGUGGCUUCCAAGCGUUCUCAGGAAAGCGAGAGUGUCGCAACUAAAAUUCUCAAUUCAGCGGCAUUAACUAUCGGGUUUGCACGCCGGUUUGCAACCUAUAAGCGGGCAACCUUACUCUUCCAAGAUGUCGACCGUCUCGACAAGAUUCUCAACCAUCCAGAACGCCCUGUUCAACUCGUUUUUGCGGGCAAGGCACAUCCACAUGACUAUGAGGGGAAAUUGCUCAUUCAGCGCAUCUCCCGUAUUGCAUCGGAACCACGAUUUUAUCAUAAAAUCGUCUUCAUUGAGAACUACGAUAUCUGUGUCGGACGCUAUCUCUGUUGA